AUGGCUAAAAUUCGGAACAAACCAGCCGCUGGCAAGUCACCAACUAGCUCCGUUUUUUUACUAUAUACCAUUUCAUGCCCUAAAAGCUGGGUUGGGUACGAAGGAAGGUGCUACUAUUUCUCCAGUGCUGAAGGGACCUGGGACUUCAGCCAAAGGAACUCCAAGGAGAGCAGCGAUGGCAGCGGCUCCACGCGUUCGGCUUUCCAGCAUGAUGACUUUGUGAUGCGUUAUAAGAUCUCUGCUGAUCACUGGUUUGGCCUUCGAAGGGAGGGCGAAGGACAGCCCUGGAAAUGGACAAACGGUUCCAUCUUCAACAACUGGUUUAACAUUAGAGCCAAAGGCUUUUGUACUUACUUGAAUGACGAAGGGGCCUUUUCAACACGAUGUGACACACUACGAAACUGGAUAUGCAGCAAAUCACUUCACAGUUUUCACUGCAAGGAUGUUCUGCGUUUUCCCACCAACACUUCAUUACUGGACAGUGGUUACCAAUUAAUGAAGAUAAACUGCUCGAUGCCAGAGAGCUAGCAGAAAGAGGGAGGCGAAUGAAGGCUGGGGCCCAUUCUGCAUCUAGCAUUCGCCCCAUUGUUUUACCAA
Molecule: messenger RNA, 597 nt
Organism: Gekko japonicus
Lineage: Eukaryota; Metazoa; Chordata; Lepidosauria; Squamata; Gekkonidae
Product: C-type lectin domain family 2 member D-like
Exons: 5
Coding region: 1-528 (175 amino acids)
Source: RefSeq, a predicted model, not a curated record